Molecule: messenger RNA, 513 nt
Organism: Lottia gigantea (owl limpet)
Lineage: Eukaryota; Metazoa; Mollusca; Gastropoda; Lottiidae
Exons: 3
Coding region: 1-513 (170 amino acids)
Source: RefSeq, a predicted model, not a curated record
AUGAAUAACCUAUUAUGUUCCGCUCUGUUGAUUUCAGUUAUACUUAUUCUUACAGACGCAGAUUGUAAAAAUGGUGGAAUAUUGGUGGAAGAAAAUGGAACAUUAAAAUGUAACUGUCCACCAAACACAUUCGGUGACGAUUGCAAUUGUCGAUACAAGUUUACAAAUGUAACAUUUUUGGAGCCCGAUCACUACGGAGAAAGUGCAGGAUCUGAUUCAGCGAAAUGUGAUGAAAACUGUGCUAUCGACACCAGAUGUUCCACUUCUACCAUGCUUCCUAGUGGUAAAACAUGUUAUCAUUACGAAACACCAAUUAUCUUAGUGACGUAUGAUAGAGAUGAAGAUAAAUGUAUUGGAAGGUGCAACGAGAUGAGUGAAUGUAAAACGUUUGGCAUUGACACCGGCAUGAAUUCUGCUUGUGUUUUAUUUAACGUUACCUUGGACAAGAUUCCAGAUAAAAUGAAACGAGCUUACCAAACCUUUUUUAAAGCAGGAGAAAAAAUCUGCGAAUAA